This is a messenger RNA of Trifolium pratense (red clover), 980 nucleotides long. Its product is annotated as embryo-specific protein ATS3B-like. NCBI's taxonomy places the organism in Eukaryota, Viridiplantae, Streptophyta, Magnoliopsida, Fabales, Fabaceae. Gene Ontology annotation, molecular function: protein binding. The coding region runs from base 219 to 764 and encodes 181 amino acids. The transcript is spliced from 3 exons. The record is from RefSeq and is a predicted model, not a curated record.
AAGAUGAUCAAUACACCAAUUGAAAAAAGACAAAAAAAGUAACGACCUCUCCGACCACUAAACCUCAUGGUGUACGUAGUUUAAUAUUUCUCCUUUCCUUUAUAAAGCAAUAAAGCUAUAAUAAUAGAAGUUGGAAUAUCUAAACCAGUUAGGUGUUCAUCCAUUUCUUCUUUUGAAGAACAAAAAAGGCUUACAAAGUAAUCACAUAGUACUAAAUUAUGGAAGCUCUUACCUUAACCCUCACAUUUUCUAUCAUCACUGCCUUCUCACAAGCAACACCAACAUUAGUCACUCAUCCUCAACCUCAAAUGAAUCUAUCUUCCAUGCUUAACCAUACCCAACAACAUAUUAAUGAGACCAAAUUGAUCGAUGGUAGAGGUGGAUUCCAUCAUGAUAGGGGUAGGUUCACCAAUAGAUGUGACUACCUGAUCACCAUAAAGACAAGUUGCGAUUCUCCAACAAAUACAAAAGAUGAAAUCAGUGUUUUAUUUGGAGAUGCUUAUGGAGCUGAGGUUUAUGUACCAAAACUGGUUGGUCCUUAUGGUUGUGAGCCCUUUAAGAAGUGCAGCACUUUUUCAUUUGAGGUAAUGGGACAAUGCAUUAGCAACAUUUGCCAACUGUACCUAUAUAGGAAAGGAACAAAUGGUUGGGUACCAGAGACUGUGGUAGUAUAUGACUAUAAUUACCCUCCUGUCAUAUUUAAUUACAAUUAUUAUCUUUCCGAUGGUCCUGGCACUGGUUACAACUAUUGCCCUAAACCUUAAUGUGGCUUGGGUAGCCUCAAAUAAGGCUGCUCCGAAUAAGUGAGUGUUUGGUUCUGCGUUUCAAAACCAAGUCGAUCAUAAAAUCAUGUCUGUAUGUAAACCAAAAUUUGUAGCUUCAUGUAGACGAGCGAAUAGAGCUCCUUCUAAACAUAGUAUAAGUGUAAAUUUUUUACCCACUGAUAAGUGUUUAAAUAAUAUAUGUAAGUUUUAUCAAAA